AUGGCAGGCGAACAGGGAGCCGGUGGCGGCAUAGAGAGUAACCGUCGCCAACUUUCGACUUCCACCAGAGCCAGCGGCGACAACGAGCCCAUUCAAGAAACCGAACCGCAAACCGGCAAGCAGACUCAACAAGAAGAAGCCAAGACUCAGUUUCAACAGCCCUCGCAAGACUCGCCCAGGGGCUUUAACCCGCCCUCGAGUACUUCCACCCCCUCCACAGCACCUCUCAUGGCCAGAGCUUCAUCCAACAGUUCUACGGUAUCAACUCCAAGCGCCCCGACAGACAGUUACUUUGCUCCCGUGCCCGAGCCCAAGGCGCCCGCCCCGCGGCCUUCUCGCCCACUCGAGCCACCGGUCACCAAGGGCACGUUGAGCGAGCUGGACGUGUGCAAAAUCAUGCAUAACCCCAAGCUGCGCCACGACAUCAACUUCGACCCUGAACUGCACUUCCGACCUAAUCUUGACGGAGACAAGGGCAAGAGGAAACAACACAAGGCCGACCUCUUCUGGAACACGCUACAGGAGCAAUUGGUUGAAUUCAUGAGCCAACCCGAGGCAUUCUACGCUUCCCAUGGCCAGGGCGACGACUGGUGCCUGCCGUCACUUCUCAGAGCCGUCAAGGAUAUUAUUCAGACUUUGGUACCGCAGAGGGACAGGGUUUAUCUCGAUGAAGGACUGAACGUCGAUUUGUUGAUGCAGCAAUUUUACAGGGGCAUCGCGGACUUGGAAAAGCUGGCGCAAUGGCUGUCUCGCGUCCUCAAAUCACAUUGCGCUCCGAUGCGCGACGAAUGGGUUGAUCAGAUGUACAGCCAGUUGAGCAGUGGAAACAGGACGAACAACGUUGAGGAACUGGUCAAGGGCAUGAAGAGCCUGCUCAGCGUGUUGGAGGCCAUGAAGUUGGACGUCGCGAACCACCAGAUCCGCUGUUUACGUCCCAUUCUCAUCGAGGGCACCAUUCCGUUCGAGAGGAAGUUUUUCGAGAAGAAGAUCCAAGGGAACAAGUUGGACGUUACGCAAGCGAACGCGUGGUACAGGGACGCCGAGGACCGAUACUCGACAUCCAUCUCACCAAUUGCUGCUCACUCGUUUGGCGAGAUGUCUGUGUUUUUCGAGUCCAUCUCGAGGCUAGUUUUGCCUUCGGUCUCGGAAAAGGCCUUGCCCAACACCUUCAUUUUUGAUGAAGAGCGCUUCAUCAAGCUUCGGGCUGAUAUGCUAGACGCGAUCAACUUGGAGGUGUGUAUGCGAAUGUACGACGAUCUGGAGCGCGUGGGCCGGAUUCCCCUUUUCGCCAACUCGAUGUCCCGAUUCGAAGACGAAACCGGCGGCCGUCCCCUGUCGAUGACACCUGACUUCAACUUCAACACGCCUCCCUCCAGACCGUCCAGUCUGGCAUUCAGCUCGGGGGGUUCCGCCACUUCGUCUCCUCGAUCCUCUCUCGUCCUCCCGUCUCAACCGACAUCCGACCCCACUGAGUCCAUCGCCAAGGCCAAGGAACUGUACAACUCUCUUGUUGCCCUCCUUCACACCUCGCCCCCACCACGCAGGCACGAGUCUCGCUGGGAGGCCAUCGCGCCUUCCUUGGCCCUUCAGAUCUUCCGCUACACCAACGCCCCAUCCGAUAUGCUGCCUGUUUUAGAGUCCAAGCUUGCCUCGCAUGUUUGCGAUGUUAACAGCCCGCUUUUCCAGGAGGUCGAGCAGCAAUUCCACGGCAAGCUUCUCACGGAACUCCAAUGUCGGGUCAGAGAGUACCGCGGCCUGACUGGUGUCGGCCUUUUCUCAGUUGCUACUGGCGGCCGUGUCCAAGGGUCAGGGAGGUCAUGGAGUCCGGAGCGCGAAAGGGAGCUCUCAGACAACUCCCGCGAGGCUCGUGAAGAUGGCGGCAUCGAAGACAUGGCGACGCGAUUGGCACAUCUCGGCAUCCUUCACUGGAGAGUAUUCGCCGGCUUGGCUUACACCUCUGAAGAUCAGGCCGACAGCAUCAUGGAGAUGAACCAGUUUUAA
This is a messenger RNA of Colletotrichum karsti, 2001 nucleotides long. RefSeq names its product camp-mediated signaling protein sok1. The record is from RefSeq and is a predicted model, not a curated record. The transcript has a single exon. NCBI's taxonomy places the organism in Eukaryota, Fungi, Ascomycota, Sordariomycetes, Glomerellales, Glomerellaceae. The coding region runs from base 1 to 2001 and encodes 666 amino acids.